AUAGUUCAUACUUGUCAAAUUAAGAGUGGAUUUGGAGAAAAGUGAAGUCAAAGGAAGUUCCAAUUGAAUAUCGUGAGUUGUAUUUUAUUCAACCGUUGAUAAUAAUACAAUUCAUCCACAAUCCUUAAUUUUGUUGAAUACCUGAAAAACAAACAUGGUUUUGGAGAGUACUAUGAUAUGUGUGGAUAACAGUGAUUACAUGAGAAAUGGAGAUUUUUUGCCUACAAGACUCCAGGCUCAGCAGGACGCCGUAAACCUUGUUUGUCAUACUAAAACACGAUCAAACCCGGAGAAUAACGUUGGUUUAAUGACUCUUGCUAAUGUUGAAGUACUAGCUACUUUGACCAGCGAUGUCGGACGGAUACUAUCCAAGCUCCAUCGUGUUCAACCGAAAGGAAACAUUAAUAUUUUAACUGGUAUUAGAAUUGCUCAUUUAGCCCUCAAACAUCGUCAGGGAAAGAACCACAAGAUGCGUAUCAUAGUAUUUGUAGGUUCUCCAAUAAACUCAGAUGAAAAAGAGCUUGUAAAACUUGCUAAGAGGCUUAAGAAAGAAAAAGUUAAUUGUGAUGUUGUAUCCUUUGGUGAAGAUGCUGAUAAUAAUCCUUUGUUAACAUCAUUUGUGAAUACACUCAAUGGUAAGGAUAACACAAGCGGUGGAAGCCAUCUUGUGUCUGUACCAGCUGGAGGUUGUGUUGUCCUGUCUGAGGCUUUGAUCUCAAGUCCUGUAAUUGGAGGAGAUGGUGCUGGUCCCUCUGGUUCUGGCUUGUCACCAUUUGAAUUUGGUGUUGAUCCCAAUGAAGACCCAGAAUUGGCUCUUGCACUCAGAGUCUCUAUGGAAGAACAAAGACAACGUCAAGAAGAGGAAUCUAGACGUCAACAAGCUAGUACUGAAGGUGAUGCUAAUAAAACUGGUGAAACACCUACUACAGGUGCUGCUGCUGUACCAGCUGGCCGUGAGCCAAUGGAACUUUCAGAGGAUGAACAGAUUGCACUUGCUAUGCAGAUGAGCAUGCAACAAGAUGCUCCAGCAGCGGAGGAAAGCAUGGAUGUGUCCGAAGAGUAUGCUGAGGUUAUGAAUGAUCCUGCAUUUCUCCAGAGUGUUCUAGAAAAUCUCCCAGGGGUUGAUCCUCAGAGUGAAGCUAUUCGAAAUGCAAUGUCUACUAUCAAGAAAGACAAGGAUGAUAAAAAUGAAAAGAAAGAUGGUUCAGGGUCAAAAGAAAAGUAAAGUAAAAUUUACAUUUUUUAUUGUCAUUAUGCUCGUAAACUUGGUUACAACAAUAAUUUAAGACAAGUACUACCACAACAGGAUACUAUUUCCAUGAUAUCCAAUUUAGUCCUUCUAUUUUGUCAAAUCCUGUAAUAAAAGAAUGUAUUGUUUAUUAUAGCCAAUAAAGAGGUGUAACUA
Leptidea sinapis is the source of this 1405-nucleotide messenger RNA. RefSeq names its product 26S proteasome non-ATPase regulatory subunit 4 (gene Rpn10). Bases 155 to 1225 code for a protein of 356 amino acids. Gene Ontology annotation, cellular component: proteasome regulatory particle, base subcomplex; cytosol; nucleus. Lineage: Eukaryota; Metazoa; Arthropoda; Insecta; Lepidoptera; Pieridae. The transcript has a single exon. Gene Ontology annotation, molecular function: polyubiquitin modification-dependent protein binding. The record is from RefSeq and is a predicted model, not a curated record. Gene Ontology annotation, biological process: proteasome-mediated ubiquitin-dependent protein catabolic process.